AUGGUGGACAAAAGUCAUGUCCACGACCAUCAUGUUACAGUCAACCUCAUGAAGCUAGAGAAAAGUACGAGCAAGCAAAACUUAGACUCCAUGGCAAAAACAAUUCACAUAGCCGUUGUUUCAAGUCCUGGUUUCAGCCACCUGGUCCCUAUUAUUGAGUUCACUAAGCGACUUGUCAAACUUCACCCCAAUUUUCAUGUCACCUGCAUCGUUCCCUCACUUGGGUCACCCCCAGAAUCCUCCAAAGCCUACCUUAAAACUCUUCCUUCGAACAUUCACUCCAUCUUUCUCCCACCAAUUAGCAAAGAACAAUUUCCCCAAGGAUUAUACGUUGGACUCCUUAUUCAACAAACCAUUACUCUUUCUCUGCCAGCAAUACACGAGGUGCUGAAAUCCCUGUCCUCUAAAGUCCGUUUAACUGCAUUGGUCGUUGAUGUUUUUGCAUUCCAAGUCUUGGAAUUUGCCAAGGAGUUCAACUCCUUGUCCUACUUUUACUGUCCUGGUUCAGCUAUGGUAUUGUCAUUGUGUUUACACAUGCCAAAACUUGAUGAGGAAGUUUCCGGUGAGUAUAAGGACCUAGCAGAACCUAUAAAGUUACCAGGUUGUGUACCUCUCUUGGGGGUUGAUCUUCCUGCUCCCACCCAAAAUCGAUCAAGUGAAGCUUACAUGAGUUUUCUUGAACGUGCCAAAGCAAUGGCUAUAGCUGAUGGGAUUAUUAUGAACACCUUCUUAGAAAUGGAAUCAGGUGCUAUAAGAGCAUUGGGAGAGUUGGGAAAUGGGAAGAUCAAAUUUUACCCUGUGGGGCCCAUUACACAGAAAGGGUCAGGCGAUGAGGAUGAUGAGUGUUUAAGAUGGUUGGACAAGCAGCCACCUUGUUCAGUGUUGUAUGUUUCUUUUGGAAGUGGUGGAACACUCUCUCAACACCAAAUCAAUGAGUUAGCUUGGGGUUUGGAAUUGAGUGGUCAAAGGUUCUUGUGGGUUUUGAGAGCACCAAACAAUUCAGCAAGCGCUGCUUACCUUGAGGCUGAAAAGGAGGACCCUUUGCAAUUCUUACCAAGCGGGUUUUUGGAAAGGACAAAGGAGAAAGGUUUAGUUGUGCCUUCAUGGGCACCUCAGGUUCAGGUCCUCGGUCACAAUUCAGUUGGUGGGUUCCUAACCCAUUGUGGUUGGAACUCGACUUUGGAGAGUGUGCAAGAGGGAGUGCCUCUGAUAACUUGGCCACUCUUUGCAGAGCAGAGAAUGAACGCAGUGAUGUUAGCGGAUGGACUAAAAGUGGCACUGAGGCCAAGAUUUAACGAGGAUGGCAUUGUGGAGAAGGAGGAAAUUGCAAAGGUGAUAAAGUGCUUAAUGGAAGGCGAAGUAGGUAAAGGAAUGCGUCAAAGAAUGAGGACUUUAAAGGAUUUUGCAGCUAAUGCACUGAAAGAUGGUUCUUCAACACAAACGCUAUCCCAGUUGACUAGUCAAUGGGAAAAUUCGAAUGGGAAUUAG
Molecule: messenger RNA, 1488 nt
Organism: Sphenostylis stenocarpa
Lineage: Eukaryota; Viridiplantae; Streptophyta; Magnoliopsida; Fabales; Fabaceae
Source: the annotation of a GenBank genome assembly